Molecule: messenger RNA, 6002 nt
Organism: Branchiostoma floridae (Florida lancelet)
Lineage: Eukaryota; Metazoa; Chordata; Leptocardii; Amphioxiformes; Branchiostomatidae
Exons: 8
Coding region: 195-5960 (1921 amino acids)
Biological process (GO): siRNA processing
Cellular component (GO): nuclear RNA-directed RNA polymerase complex
Molecular function (GO): RNA-directed RNA polymerase activity
Source: RefSeq, a predicted model, not a curated record
CGUCUCUGUUCCAGUAUUCUGGAGAACCCGUUGUUUAGUCGAGGGGUAAAACUUCGACACAGCACUACCAGACUACCGUGUGAGGUAGAGAAGGCCUUUGGCAGCAGAGCUAGCUCUAGGUCAAGUGCACAAAUCACCGCGUGACGUCAGCAUUGGCACUGUGCCUGAAACUGAGCGGUGGGAAAACAACAGACAUGGAGGCAGCACAAGACGAAAGCGAGGAAAGUGUCACCGCCGGGCUGCAGGCUCUUUCUAUCUCGACACCAACGACUGGCGACUCGCGAGAGACACAAACGCUUCAAGGAAAAGUCCACAACGCUAACAGUCCCGAGUCACAGGAAUACGUCAAUGAGGUGUUCCUACAAUUUACACGAAGUUUCUCCUGGCAUGACGCUUCAGCACAGCAAGAUGGUUCACAUAUCAUCACAUUUGCUCCCCUUGACUCGCAAGUCGUGAGCAUGUCAGCUAUAUGCCAUCAAUGGUGCGGCGCCGUGGAAGAGGGAAAGCCUUACUGGCUGGAAAUCCCCCCAAACCAGCUGUUGACGAUGGAGCGAUCGUCACCCAAGCCGACACAACUGACGUCUCUGCAAGUCUUGGAUGUCGCCAGCGUCUCCUUUGGAUGCUUCCUCGAUCACAGCACCUAUAUCAGCCACUGGACGGAGGCAUCUGACGAAACACUGGAUAUCACACUGCACCUAGAGCAUGACAUCCAGUCCCUGUCAGUGUACAUGUCUGUUGAUUAUCCGUACAGUGACGACCUAGGUCCGACAGAGAAGCUAAUCAUCCCCUACUCCGGCAUCGACAAUUUCGUCCUCGUGUGUUCUCGCGAUAGUGAGGACAUAACUCUGUUCUUUCCGCUCAACAGUGUACCCCGAUGUUUCAAGACGAAGACAGUCACCAACAAUUUUGGCGAACAGUACGCCCAGGAGGACAGGAUCCUAUCGUUCUCCUCCUGUACUGCCGACAUCAUGGGUUCCAGCUCGGUGCUGGCCGUGCACAUCACCGACAGCUCAGCAGACGGCUCCGUUACAGAGGACGUGCUGCACAGGCUGCAAAAGGUUGGAUUUGACGUCUACUUUUCGUCGACCAGAGUAAAACAGGCACCUCAAGCUACAGCUGACUUGAAAAUAUUCAAGGACUUCGCGGACUUUUCGGUGACAUAUGCCUUGCACUGCCUGCUGUCGAGGGGUUACAAAGUCUCCGACCGUGUCCAGCCGUCCUUUUUUUCCAACUUGGAGGCUGCUGCGAGGCACGACCCAGUAGCUACAGCAGCCGCUCUUCACCAGGUGGCAGACGGCUGGGUUGACGGGGACUGCUUCUGUGACUUAGAGGAGGCAUUUCAAACAGAGCUGGAGGUGGCGCGUACCACGGGCCCAAACGACGCAGAUGAUCUCCCCGACCAUUACGUCUACGCGAGGAAGGUGGUGGUCACGCCCACUCAAAUGUUGUUCCUCAAGCCCGAGCCUAUCGUCGAGAACAGGGUGGUCCGAGAAUACGGCGUCGACAACUUCAUCCGCGUCGCUUUUCGAGACGAAGACUUCAACAAGCUUACUGCUCCGAACCCCAACUCCAUCAAGUGCGUGACGACACGGGUGAAAGACGUCCUACAGAGAGGCAUCAGGAUCGGAGGGCGCCACUUCGAGUAUCUGGGCUCCUCAAACAGCCAGAUGAGGGAGCACGGCUGUUGGAUGUACGCGGCUGAGGACGAGACGACGACGUCAGACAUCCGCGCCUGGAUGGGCGACCUGUCGCACGAGCGCUGUGUGGCCACGUACGUCUCACGGCUGGGACAGUUCUUCUCCUCCUCUCGGGACGCGGUCAACGUCAGCGUCGAGGACCGAAGCGUCGCCGUGAUCGAUGACGUCACGUCAAGUCAAAGGAGGUAUACGUUCUCCGACGGCAUCGGGAAGAUCUCCGUCCCACUUGCUGAGAAGGUAGCGGCAGCUCUGGGUGUCUCCCCCGUCCCCUCCGCCUUCCAAAUCCGGUACGGCGGCUGUAAGGGUGUGCUGGCGCAGGACCCCAGCCUGGGCCACACGGACCUGAUCCACAUCCGGGGCAGCAUGAAAAAGUUCGAGUCGGAGCACAAAACUCUCGAGGUGACGUCCGUCACCACACCAGGUUCCCUGAGCCUGAACAGACAGGCCAUCACCCUGCUGUCUGGUCUCGGCGUGCCCGAUGAAGAGUUCUUCAAGUUACAGGAACGAGUGCUGAACCAGCUGGCGGAGAUGCUGCUUCUGGACGGGGCGGCUGUCAAGGCUCUGUCUGGUGCCCGAGUGGGCAUAAAUUUCCAGGCUCUCCACAACAGCCGCAUCUCCCUGACGACGGAGCCGUUCUUCCGGUCGAUGCUUCUCGCUGUUUACCGGAAUCAGAUGGGCGAACUCCUCCGGCGAACCAGGAUACAACUGCCCGCUGGAGAGGGCCGGAUCAUGAUGGGGACAAUGGACGAAACAGGCAAGUUGCAGUACGGACAGGUCUUCCUCCAGUACUCACGGGAAACAGACAGGCCACAGGCCGAGAAAAUCGUUCAUCAAGGUCAGGUCACCGUCACCAAAAACCCUUGUUUCCAUCCCGGGGACAUGCGGAAGUUCACGGCUGUGGAUGUGCCGGAGCUGCGACACAUGGUGGACUGCAUCGUCUUCCCGUCGCGAGGACCUCGUCCCCACCCCGACGAGAUGUCCGGGUCGGACCUGGACGGCGACAUGUACUUCGUGACGUGGCGAGAAGGUCUUAUCCUUCCGCGAGAGAACAUCCCAGCUAUGGACUUCACCGCGCAGCCGAAAAAGGUCCUUCGCCGGCCCGUCCAAGUGUCGGACAUGAUAGAAUUUUUUGCCGAGUACAUUAGGAACGAUCAGUUGGGGCUAAUUGCCAAUGCCCAUCUCGUCCAUGCAGACAAGGAGACAAAAGGCAUCUUCUCAGAGAGGUGUAUGGAACUAGCGAAACUCCAUUCAGACGCGGUGGACUUCCCGAAGACCGGCCAGUGUCCCGAGCUCAAGGGAGAUCUCAGGCCCGACAAGUAUCCAGACUUCAUGAUGAAAUCAGACAAGCCACAGUACCGAUCGGAGAAGAUUAUCGGGAAGUUGUUCCGCCAGUGUCAGGCGCUGGAUAACGCCCAGCGCUUCAGUCCUGACCCUGUUGUGGAAGACGACGGGGUUGACCAAGACUUGAUCCGCGAGGGGUUUGAGUCUUACACUGACGACGCACAGACGCAACUUAACAUCUACAACACAAAGAUAAGGUCCAUUAUGUCUUUGUAUGGCAUAAGCAGUGAGGGUGAAGUGGUGUCAGGUUGCAUUCUCAAGGUCAAGCAGCGACUGGGUCUACUGAAGAACGAACGUUUCGAGGUCACUGAAUACGUCAGAGCGAGGUUCAAGACUCUCUGGAGAAAGACUCGCGCUGAGUUCUUCAGACAGUUUGACGAGGAGGAGGAAUCGUCAACGGACAGACGUAGGGAAGAACAACUGAAAAAGGCCUCGGCCUGGUAUAUGGUCACCUAUUCUGACGAUUACAACAACAAACCCCACGGAGCAUCGCCCAAACUUCUCAGCUUUCCCUGGGUGGUAUAUGACGUUCUGGGAGGUCUGAAGAAGAGUGCUCAUGGCCUGGACCCAAGACAAGUCUACAGGGAAGACACGAACAAGGCCGUGGUGUCCAUAUCCAGAAGCGUAAUGGGGCACUCUCAUUUGCAGCUGACACGAAUCGAAGAAGCGCAGAUCAAACAAGAAGAACUCUUUCGAAAGAUACAGACGACAGUGGAAAGAGCUGUGGACGGCGUCAAACUCACCCUCAUAGGUUCCGGUCUGACGAGGAUUUGUAACGACAACUCAACAGUUGAAAUCUUCAUUUCGCGAAUGGGCAGGGUAGAGGAAGACGUUUCUGACCCGCAAAUGCUCCAUUCAGUGUCCAAUGCGGUCAGAUCUGGUCUCGCGGAAGCCACGCACGUUAAGGCAGGAGAAGGAUUGACGUUUCUCUUUAAAACAGGACCAAGAACAAAGUCGACAGUCCACAUCACGUCAGCACUACUCUACCUGAGGAGGUCUGCUUACAUUUACCUCCACACUGCACGGCGGCCGGACAUGUUGGCGCUGCUGCACGUUUUAAUGGACUGGGCGCGAAAGUUUCGCAUCUGCGGAAAGAGCAGGGAUGAUAUCGUCCCGGAAGAGGUUCUUACUUUGCUGUUUCUGAGCUUCGCAGAAACACACGGCUUCGUUCCACAGGUCCUAGAUUCUGACGUCCAGGCUGAAAGUGAGGCGAUCAUCAGAGGUAGCCACUCAACACCACCAGACGGUGAUCAGAUACCAGUAAAUGGAGCUUUGCUGCUGAAGUUCUUUGAACAUUUCAGCUCAAUCUCAAAGAGAGAGUUGCUGGCGCUACCAGAUCCGGCGAUUACGGGAUCCCGGCCGUUGCUUGAGCAUGGCAUCUCCCAGGCCAAGGAGAAGAAGCUGAGAGACAACAUGCUGCACGCCUACCACGACGUGGCGCAGUCGGCCGGAGUGUUCGGCCUCCUCGGCAGACAGAUGACAACACCGGGCCACUUGGUUCUCAACUUGUCGAGGGAAAGUUUUGGUUCCGUUAUGCACUCGGAAGAGUUCAACGCCUUUCGCCUUUCUGACAAGACGGGAGCGCAGGUCGCCAUCAGGCGCCGCAUGUUCCGCGACACCGUCGGCCUUAUUCUCGAGGCGUGGGGCGAUCAAGAGGCUCUCAGGCGACUCGAAGAGGAAGUCGAACAAAUGGAGAUGAAGUCGAAGCACCUUGUGCCUUCGUUUGACCUUCGUCGAUCUUUUGUCGAAGGAGGACACACCAUCGUGUUUGAAGGUUUUACCUCGCCACGGGACAAGAUUCGGCUCGUACCUUAUCGCGGAGAAAAGAAUCCUGACCACGACAAUAAGACGUUAGCUUCGCCUUUCCUGCUAGAAAGGGGACUGUACAACACAGGGGAGAACGGCGUCGAUUUUGACUCAUUCCUGAAAACGCUGAAGCGCCAAGGCAAAUGUAUUAACGACGAAUAUACCGAUUCAAUGCACGGCGAGCUGAGGGCAAUUGCACGUUAUGGUAACGUGUAUGUGUAUAACACGUCACACUUGUCACCAACGAUGACUGUUGAAGAGUUCGACCGUGACCUAAACAAGGGCCACCGGACCGCCGAUGAGUUCUUCAGUGAUUUCAGUGCGGAUACCCGUGGUUCAUAUCGAGGGAGAGGCCGGGGGCGAGGCAGAGGGAGGGGCCGAGGAGGAAGGGGGAUGGGAAGGGUCAUGGAACCCUUUAUGCGCCAGUCUUUCAUCCCGUCAGCGGCCACAAAGGACGUCCUGCAGAAGUUUCUAGAAACGUUCAACUUUGAGGAGUUCACGCGCACAGAGAAGUACAACGUGUCGUGCAGGCUGGAGCGGCGUGUAGAAAACACGAUCAUCCUCGACAAGGACUUGAAUUUCCUCGAGUUUCGCCUUCCGGAUGUUAAGUGGAUGGCGUUGGACCUCAAGCGGCGGCCCAGAAGCGAUCCGUUCGGGACCGACAUUCGCUUCAAACUUCAGUCGCGUCGUAUCCUGAGGGGAGACGAAGUGGAGAAGAGCGAGGCGUACAAGAAGUUCCUAAACCCAGAUCACAAAGUGUUGGAGCAGGGACACAGCUAUGGCCUUCGACACCUCCACGGAGAACCGAGCCUCCUGAUCCAUCCCGCCUACAGAGGCAAGGUCCACUUCGCCCGGAGAAAGCUCAUCCGUCGGUUCCGGGCAGCUGAUGACGUUCAGCACAGCCGCUUCCGAACGGAAGUGGAGGUACGCCUGACCGAGGUGUGCGAGUAUUCCCGACCUGACGACAGCGGUCGGUUCCUCAGCGUCAUCCCCGGGCGACAGGAGGUCACGGUCAUCCCGCCCCUGCCCGACUGGACACGGCCCGAGGAGGUGGACGUCUUCGCGCGGGAAUACUGGCAGUUUUGUCUCGAACUCGGCGACACCUUGUAUCCGUAAAUGUCUUCAUUGGUUUGUCCAUUUAGCACGCACAGCCUGGGC